Habropoda laboriosa is the source of this 390-nucleotide messenger RNA. RefSeq lists its product as uncharacterized. NCBI's taxonomy places the organism in Eukaryota, Metazoa, Arthropoda, Insecta, Hymenoptera, Apidae. The record is from RefSeq and is a predicted model, not a curated record.
AUGAUCUUUGAAUCAACGUGCCGCGGCAUUCCCACAAUAACGAAGCUGAAGACGCAGAAAACGGAAUCGGCUAGUCACGGCAUAAAAAUGAGUAUGAAGACGUUGCCACUGACUUAUGCACUUCCCAUGCCAUUGAGAUCCUUUGAUCCCGCCGAAUCGUUUUCAUGGAAUGGUUACCUGGGCAAAAAAGCGUGCAGUGGUGAGAGGCACUUUUCCCAUGAAAAUUGUGGGAACGCGAAGGGGUUCAUACGGAACGAGCGCAGGGCGUUUAACCAAAAUUACGUUUUAUAUGCACGAGCGGAUCAUUGCGCGCGAGACGGCCCAUGCGUAACGGCCGCGUGCAACGGUGCAUUUCCUUUUACUACUGCGGCCAGACAACGCGGACCGUAA